GACUAACAGGUGCUGUACUGUUUCCUCUGACAUGAGUCAGCAACCUGUGCUCUUGUUGAGAGUGCGUUUGGGAAGCUGAUGAACGGCAUCCAAGAAUCCUGCAUGAAUAUUUAAUUGGAAAGAGGAUGCGGCUUUAAUUGUGUUUGCGGGUGACGGGCCGCAUGACAAUCCCAAUACAGUCAUCAGAGCAGAACCACAGCAGGAGCCCCGACUGACUCACUGCUCCUCAUUCAUUCAUUCAUCCAUUCAUUCACUCACUCGCAAAUGCUCGGCGUACUAUAAAAUGCCUUCGAGGAGGGGAAUAUUGGACUCACGCUUUUAGGUUCUCGCAAGCCUGGAGACCAAUCCUCAUUAUUUAGUUGACUGAACAGCAAAGAGAAAAUGAAAUGAUUUCUAAGUCAUGAAGGUCCCCCCGGCGAAUCCGCAUCUGGAUCACACAGGGGGCUGUGCAAAGACCGAGGAGGAGGAAGCCGCGAGCUCUGAGGAAGACUCGAGCUCGUUCCGUGGAAGUGGGGUCUGUAAAUGGUUUAACGUGCGGAUGGGCUUCGGCUUCCUGUCCAUGACCCAUCGGGAGGGCAUCUGUCUGGACUCCCCCGUGGAUGUGUUCGUCCAUCAGAGCAAGCUUCAUAUGGAGGGCUUCCGCAGUCUGAAGGAAGGAGAAGCAGUGGAGUUCAGCUUCAAAAGAUCCUCUAAGGGUCUGGAGUCCCUACGGGUGACGGGGCCCGGUGGGGCGCCAUGCAUGGGCAGCGAGAAGAAACCUAAGGGUGCCCAAAAACGGCGUUCAAAAGGAGAUCGAUGCUUCAACUGUGGAGGGCCGAAUCAUCACGCCAAAGAAUGCCAGCUGCCACCUCAGCCAAAAAAGUGCCAUUUUUGCCAAAGCAUCACCCACAUGGUGGCCAACUGUCCAAUCAAAGCACAGCAGUUGUCACCGGGAUCUCAGGGAAAAUCAACAACCUCGACCGCAGGAGAAGAGGAGGACAUGAGCCACACCCCCUUCCCUCCCGACAGCUCUGAUUAGUCGGGGGAAGGUUGUCAGGGAAACACAAGCACCAAUCAAAAAGUUUCAAUGGAAAGCUGCUUUUGGAACUAACUCAGGUUUUUCUUUUUCAAACAGCAGAAAUGAAUGUCGACGCUCACUUUUGUACUUUAGCCAGGAAAUUUAAAACUAUCGAAUGUUAUAUCACUAUCAUAUCCAUCUUUAUUUCUGACAGUCAUCUUGGUAAAAUGUCUGCACUUCAGCUUUGCUAUCUGGGUAUUCACACAAAUGAUUUGGGAGGAACCAGAUAUUUCAGAUGGAUAAUCAUGAAAUAGAAGGCAAAUCUCUCAAUAAAAUGUCCAAGUCAGAAUUUCAGUAGUGAUAUUUUGCUUAAAAUUAAAACCAAUUUUUUUUUUUUUUUUUACACUAGUCACAAUGCUUG
Molecule: messenger RNA, 1418 nt
Organism: Cyprinus carpio (common carp)
Lineage: Eukaryota; Metazoa; Chordata; Actinopteri; Cypriniformes; Cyprinidae
Product: protein lin-28 homolog A
Molecular function (GO): zinc ion binding; nucleic acid binding
Source: RefSeq, a predicted model, not a curated record